Molecule: messenger RNA, 3443 nt
Organism: Manduca sexta (tobacco hornworm)
Lineage: Eukaryota; Metazoa; Arthropoda; Insecta; Lepidoptera; Sphingidae
Gene: wg
Product: protein Wnt-1
Exons: 4
Coding region: 59-1240 (393 amino acids)
Biological process (GO): cell fate commitment; neuron differentiation; multicellular organism development
Cellular component (GO): extracellular region
Molecular function (GO): frizzled binding; cytokine activity
Source: RefSeq, a predicted model, not a curated record
CGUUACCGUGCCUCGAACGAUCGCGCUCAUGUGAACCAAGCGCUCCGCCCAUCGCAGAAUGAACUGUCUGUGGCUGUUAGUGAUCACUGUUCUGUGUUUAAGGUGCGAAGCUGCCAGCAAGCCUCGGAGGGGACGGGGCAGUAUGUGGUGGGGCAUAGCCAAAGCGGGAGAACCAAAUAACUUAUCGCCGAUAUCGCCGGGAGUUCUAUACAUGGAUCCCGCGGUCCACGCCACGCUCAGGCGGAAACAAAGACGGCUAGCCAGAGACAACCCUGGCGUCCUGUCAGCGGUUGCCAAGGGCGCCAGCAUGGCAGUGGCCGAGUGCCAGCACCAGUUCAAAUUUAGAAGAUGGAACUGUUCGACAAGAAACUUCUUACGAGGAAAGAACUUAUUCGGCAAAAUCGUUGACAGAGGUUGUCGUGAAACGGCGUUUAUCUACGCGAUAACGAGCGCGGGGGUGACGCACGCGGUGGCGCGCGCGUGCGCAGAGGGCUCGAUCGAGUCGUGCACCUGCGACUACUCGCACAUCGACCGUGUGCCGCACCGCACCCGCGCCGCCGCUGCCGCCAACGUACGCGUCUGGAAAUGGGGCGGCUGCAGCGACAACAUCGGCUUCGGCUUCAGGUUCAGCAGGGAGUUCGUCGACACCGGCGAGCGUGGCAAGUCACCUAGAGAGAAGAUGAACUUGCACAACAACGAGGCUGGCAGAGCGCACGUGCAAACGGAGAUGAGGCAAGAGUGCAAGUGCCAUGGCAUGUCUGGCUCGUGCACGGUGAAGACCUGUUGGAUGAGGCUUCCGAGCUUCCGCUCUGUGGGCGACGCGUUGAAGGAUCGCUUCGACGGCGCGUCACGCGUCAUGGUGUCCAACACCGACUUGGAGGCGCCCACGCAAAGGAACGACGCCGCGCCACACAGGGCGCCGCGGAGAGAACGGUACAAGUUAAAGCUUCAGCCGCACAACCCGGACCACAAGUCUCCCGGGUCCAAAGACCUCGUAUACCUGGAGCCGUCGCCGGGCUUCUGCGAGAAGAACCCGCGGCUGGGCAUUCCCGGCACGCACGGGCGCGCGUGCAACGACACCAGCAUCGGCGUGGACGGGUGCGACCUAAUGUGCUGCGGCCGCGGCUACCGGACAGAGACCAUGUUCGUGGUGGAGCGAUGCAACUGUACAUUCCAUUGGUGUUGCGAAGUUAAAUGUAAAUAUUGCCGCACGGAAAAAGUGGUGCACACGUGUUUAUAGGCCACCGGACGCCAAUGUUGUGAUCGAUGAGAGACAUUUUAGUGCUGGACGGUUGUGACUGUGACUCAGACUCGAGAGUGGACCUGUUUUGUACUCCCAGAUAACGGACCGUGUAUAUAAUCACUUCACUUUUUCAUCUAUCGGAGUCGUCGAAAUCGUAUAUCAUGUUGACGUAUGUAAAUAGUUCUGUAUCACUGUUUAUUUCUUCUUUUCUACGCGAUAAUUGAUCCGGCGUGAAAUUAAAGUAAGCUACUCGUUCGGUUAAUUUAUUUGGCUAUUAAGUGCGAACAUGUGAUCUAGUAAAGUUAUUUUUUUUGUGGACACUGUCGUUUGGAAAUUAAUGAGACCAGUUUAUCGUCGAUUUAUUUAUGUCGCGCUGUCAUCGCCGUUUUAUAAAGAAAUUGGGCUUAUUUGUUUCCACUCGGAGUCAGCUUCGUAAUUUAUUUAUAGUACACUUGGGCCUGUGAACGGCGGCCUGAAUGCUCCGAGGAGACGCUCCUAUGAAAUUUCAAGACUUUAAAUGAUAUUUCUUAAUAUCAUUCCAAAGUUAAUAUUGUUUUCGAAGAAUUUAUUCGCAAUCUACAGCGGCGGCCAUAAUCAUUUGAGUUUUAUAAAUACUUUCUAUUUUAUGCCGCAGCGCGUCGAGUGCGUGGUCGCAUAACUGUUUUGAGAAUCAACAGCAAAAUUAUCUUGUAAUUAUAAUUUCAUAUAAUAAUUAAGCCGUUUAAUGGAAUUUGUGGCUUAAUGGCAUUUGCAUAAAGUGUCUUCUUGGGUGUUCAGGCGCGGAGGUUGCGUUUGGCCCUUAUCAGUAAGCCAGUAGCGCCAUCGUAAAAGUGUCCCACAUUACGAGAUAAACGCUCUCGAGAAUUUUAAUUAAAUAUUAAACGAAUUAAAUAAUCAGUAUUAUACGUAUAAUAUUGUAUGCGUGUUGCGUCCGAUAUUGAGCGAUAAGGACGCACGCAAGUCUGUCUGACACUUGUUAUGGCUCAUCCUCCAACUGAUCUUAGUUGUUAAGUGCAUGUUAUGUACUGCCUGUUGCGAGCAGCUAUCGUUGUUUCAACGCAUUUAUAUAUUGUUAGACAGAACGUGUCGCAAACUGUUGACUUGGUGACUGGAAAUUCCAAAACAUUUCUAAACUGUCGCAAAACUGUUCUUCAAUCCCUCGCUCAAAAUUACAGACGAAUCGCUUGACUGAUGUUCUUUGGCACUAUUGUCCGACAAAAUGUGACACAAUUUUGACAUUCCAAAUUCGACAGUUUGCCAGUUAAUGGGAAAGCUUUAUUAAUGGUAAAAUUAUAUCAAGAUAAAUGAUAUUUCAUAUGUGAUAUAAGCAUAGGUAGCUCGUAAGAAUUAGCUUAAUACUGAGCCUAAAUAUGUAUUACGUGCAGCGAGCCUACUAACUCGAUAUGUGUUUAAGCGAAUAUUUAUUAAAACUACAUUAAGUUAAUUUAUAUUAUUUUACUUUAAAAAUGACAAGUUUUUAAAGUAAAGUAAUUUAGUUUUAGAGAAAAGUCCGAUGUUAGAACAAUCGGUGUUUUCGAAAACAGGUAUCUUGAACUUUUAUUGUCACUAAUUAAAACACAAUUAACUGAUACUAAAACUCAGUGACAAAGUCCCAGUAAUAAGAACUGAUACCGCGUCGGAUUUAAAAGACUGAAGUUUUUUUUUUAUUUUUGUAGUGUGUAAUAUCCGCUGGAUAUGGAAUUGUUUACAAUUUUAGCAUGUUAAUGAAUGUGAUAACAGUAUUUUAAACUAACAUUAAAAUCAAACUAUGAAUUCUGGUUGUAAUCGGUGCCAUUUUACCUUUGAAAACAGAAAAAUCCUUUUUACUACUGACAUUUUGCGAGUUUUAAAUGUUUUUAGCCCCAUCAAAUUGCCAUUUCAAAAUCAUUUUUACGCAUGUAAAUAUACCUUUAUACGAUAUUUUUAAGUUAUUUAUGUGAAUGUAGCUUUUUAAAUUUGUUAAUAUAGGAUUAACUUUACAAAUGAAAUCUGUUGAUACCGUCUGCAUCUCAAAUCUUAUUGUUGUAUUUUAUGUACUUUUAAAUAUAUAAAUAUAUCGUCCAGGGGCCGUAUUGUGAAGGCGGGGGGGAGGGGGGAGUUGACACUAUUAUUACAUAUUGGUUGUACAUUAGCAGUAUCUAUUUAUAAUUAAAAUAUUGAUUAGUUGUUACUAAAAAUACAAAAUUGAUCAAAAAAACAU